Messenger RNA from Nymphaea colorata (pocket water lily), 1274 nucleotides. RefSeq names its product protein ABIL1-like. The transcript has 9 exons. Lineage: Eukaryota; Viridiplantae; Streptophyta; Magnoliopsida; Nymphaeales; Nymphaeaceae. The record is from RefSeq and is a predicted model, not a curated record. The coding region runs from base 224 to 1099 and encodes 291 amino acids.
UAGCCGACAAUGGUGCCGUAGAAUCUAAGCGUCGCCGUCCCUCUUCCUUUUCUUCCUUCCUCUCCAUUGCUCAAAGAUCGGGUCGAUUGAUCGUUUCCAGCGAUUGGCCAGACGUGCAUUCUCAUUUCUCAGUCGCCAGCUGCUAAAGGCUGAUCGAAGAAUCCAUUACUCAGCGAGAGAGAGAGAGGAGAGAGUGCAGCAACCGCUAUCAGAGAGACCGUUGAUGACAUUUGACGAGUCGUGGAUGGAGAGUAAGAGCUUCGCCAAGGCUCUGCAGGAACUGAAAAAUUUAAGACCCCAACUUUAUUCUGCUGCUGAGUACUGUGAAAAGUCCUAUGUCCAUAAUGAGCAGAAACAGAUGGUGCUAGAUAAUUUGAAAGAUUAUGCUGUGAAAGCUCUGGUUAAUGCAGUUGAUCAUCUUGGUAUUGUUGCAUACAAAUUAGGGGAACUACUCGAACAGCAAACAUUGCAUGCUUCUGCUUUGGACUUAAAAUUUGUAUGUCUUGAUCAGAGACUUCUAACUUGCCAAAAUUAUACUGAUAAAGAGGGACUUAGAGAGCAACAGUUUUCAAUAACCAUCCCAAGACUUCACAAACAUUAUCUGUUGCCAGGUCCUGUAUACAAAAGACUGCAAACGAGUACAAGUGAAUCUGGUCCAAAAUAUACUCUUGGAAAGCCACGUGCUCAUGGUUCAGGUACCCCAGCCCCAAAAACUCUUUGCUGGCACUUAGCUUCUGAAACAAAGUCAAGCUCAAAUUAUGCAUCUCCUGCAUCUGCAAGUGUUGAAGGUAUAGCUUCUGCAGUCACUCCCGGAACUUUUUGCCUUUCAGAUGGUGAAGUAGAUGUUUCAUCAGUACCUCCCUUGCCUGGUUGGACUUUCUCAGUCAAUAGCAGACUUGGUUCCACUGUUUCACUUGUCGCACUUGGUGCUGCACGACAGGAUUCACAUGAUCCAUUGAAAACGUUAACCACACAUAAGUCAUUUGACAGUGGAAGUCAGCGUCUGACCCCUCGCCCUCCAGUCCGGAGCAAAAGUAUGUUAUCUGCAUUAUUUGGCAAAACCAAAUCUGGCAAGCAUAAAACAAAUUAUGCCUCAUAACCAGCAUGAGAUGUCUCACCUCCUUUUUUUGAGCAGAGAACUAUUGUCUGCAUUAUUUGAUGAAAGCAAAGUAUGUAGCCUGUUGCCUUCCGAAUAGUUUCAUGCUAUUAUGAUCUUGUUAUGUCGGUCUUGCAACUAAUUAUACUUCACUCAAGCGUCUCAGACUGUUGUGAUC